Molecule: messenger RNA, 2094 nt
Organism: Erinaceus europaeus (western European hedgehog)
Lineage: Eukaryota; Metazoa; Chordata; Mammalia; Eulipotyphla; Erinaceidae
Gene: TSEN2
Product: tRNA splicing endonuclease subunit 2
Exons: 10
Coding region: 353-1645 (430 amino acids)
Biological process (GO): tRNA splicing, via endonucleolytic cleavage and ligation; tRNA-type intron splice site recognition and cleavage
Cellular component (GO): tRNA-intron endonuclease complex
Molecular function (GO): tRNA-intron lyase activity; nucleic acid binding
Source: RefSeq, a predicted model, not a curated record
GCCUCGUCCGUGAAUCCAGUGGCCUGUGACCAGCAGGUGCCCGGCCUACUCCUAGGGUGCUGCUGCCAUCCGGCCGCCCUGUCGGCAUCUUCCCAGACCUCAGCCUCAUCGCCGUGACAGCCAGCAAGAUGGGUCACCUGGACAGUGUGGUCUCUGCUUGGUGGGUGGGGCCCUCGUGCAGGCCCCAGCUGCCCUCUUGCUCUGCUGUCUCACUCACUCGCUCACUGUUUUGUAGAUACUGUGUCUGCAGCCCAGAGUUCCUGAGCCUGGGUGUUCAGCACUCUGACGGGGUGGCUAGGGCCUCAUCUUCCUCCUGCGCUGUCUGCUCUGCACAAGACGGGACCCUGGAGAGAUGGCAGAAGCAGUCUUCCGCGCCCCCAAGAGGAAAAGGAGAGUGUAUGAGAGCUAUGAGUCUCCACUGCCCAUGCCCCUCGGCCAGGGCGAAUUCAGAAUCUUCCGGGCUGAAAUGGUGGACGGCAGCGUGGUCGUGAGGAACCCUGAGGACAUGCAGCGGCUGUAUAGGCAGGGCUGCUUUGGAAAAGGCAUCCUGUCCAGAAGCCGUCCAGACUUCACGAUUUCAGACCCCAAGCUAGAUGCCCGGUGGAAAGAGCUGAAGACAGGGAUGCCCAUCAUUACUUCACAGACGUACCAGCGGCGGCUAAAGUGGGCCAGGGAGCUCCUGCGGAGACAGGGCCUGGACGAGGGUACCGUGCAUAGGACCCUCGAGGACUACACGGCCCCACUGGAGCCCCCGUGGGCCAGGAGCGGUGAUGCGGGUCGAGGGUAUGAGGAACCGAACCCUGAGUCAGCAUCCCAGAUCGGAAGCCCCUCGGGCACAGAGGAGCUGCCCAUGAACAAUGGGGACUCCCAAGAGCCGGGGGCCCUGGGGGAGCCUGCUGAGCGGGCAGACCUCCUGCAGGGGGGUCCUGAGCAACACCCACCGGCUCCCAACGGCUGGGACAAGCUCACCUGUGCCACCCCCGGGUCCCGGCCCCGGGUCCCCAGCCACGACGCCCAGCCCGGGAUCAGCGGGCUGCACACCAGCAUCCUGCGUCACGGAGAGCGGCGAGGGCCCGCAGAGGAGCUUGUGCUCGUGGAGGAGGACCUGCGUGACGGCAGCGAACAGGACUCGGAGCCCCAGAGGAGGCUGGUCUGCAGACGAAACCCAUACAGCAUCUCUGAGCACCUGCAGCUCAGCCUGGAAGAGGAGCCUUUGACCAUCAUGCAGCUCUGGAAGGCUUUCAGCACAGCUCAGCCCACGUUCAGGACCACGUACAUGGCAUACCACCACUUCCGGAGCAAGGGCUGGGUGCCCAAGGUGGGGCUGAAGUAUGGCACGGAUCUACUGUUAUAUCGCAAAGGCCCUCCAUUUUACCAUGCAAGCUACUCUGUAGUCAUCGAGAUGGUCAAUGAGCGCUUCCAGGGCUCCCUCCACAGACCCUUCAGCUGGAAGUCGCUGGCCGCCCUGAGCAGAGUCUCAGUCAACGUCUCCAAGGAGCUCCUGCUGUGCUAUUUGAUCAAGCCUGAGACCAUGGCCGACCAGGAAAUGGAGUCACCAGAAUGUAUGAAACACAUCAAAGUCCAGGAGGUGAUUCUCAGCCGCUGGGUGUCUUCCCGAGAGAGGAGUGACCAGGACGAGCUGUAGCUGGCCGGCCUCGGACUCCUGGUUUCCCCAGCAAGGACCUCCGGGCCUGCCACAAUCCCAGUGCUGCCUGGGCUUGUAAAAAGUCCUUGUGUUAGAACCGCCCUUCAGUGUAAAUGUGUCAAAGGGCAGAGUGCUCCUGGCACCAAACACUUCUAGAGACUCGGAAAAUGGAAUGUCGCAGGAGACUUGAGCUGGGGUGCUGUCCUUGCUCGGUCUUGCCGUCCUCCAGCCCCGCCUGUGUCCCCACCACUGGGAUGAGGUGAGGGACAGGCAGACUCUUCCAGCCACCCGACUUCUCUGCAUCUCUGACUGGACCUGUAUCUGGGACUGUCCCUGGGCUCCCAGGCCCUCCUCACAGUGUCCGCUCUGAGAGCGUGGCGAGCAGACUUCGAGACCACAGGCCUGUGUGCCAGUCUUUCCAGUGAGUAAAAUAAAGCCUGUUUGUCCGA